CUCGAAUCAACCUCGGAUACUUCUCGUCAAAAAUAAGUUCUCGUAUCCACUUGUGGGCCCCAAGUUCCUUUGAAAUGCUCUGGAGGGAAUAUGCGUGCUCCGACAUUGAUCGCCGAGUCGCGGGAGUUCGUGACGACGGUCAUUGUCGUCAACGUAUCUUUCUUCUCAGCUUUGCGACAAAAGGCUCCUUGUUUCUAUGAUCGCAAUCCUACAAUGUUGAAGGCAUCCCUUGGAAGUCAAAGGCCGACAGAGAUCACGAUCAUCAUGAACAGGGUAUAAACAGAUGCGAGGCAAGUGUUCUGUAUGCCCUUUCCCCAUUUCAUUCUGUGGCGCUCUGUUGCUAUCAUCGCAAUCCAAGAGUACUCGCGCGGUUGCUCUUCAUCGUUGUCAAGUCUUAUGGGGGCGGAAAGCUAUCAACAUUGGUGUAAGGAGUGGUAUAUAUGAGGCUAGCGAGACGUUAGUGCGGAGCCUAUCUGAAUCUGUGCAGUGA
This is a messenger RNA of Stereum hirsutum FP-91666 SS1, 490 nucleotides long. RefSeq lists its product as uncharacterized. Bases 284 to 490 code for a protein of 68 amino acids. The record is from RefSeq and is a predicted model, not a curated record. NCBI's taxonomy places the organism in Eukaryota, Fungi, Basidiomycota, Agaricomycetes, Russulales, Stereaceae. The transcript has 2 exons.